GCUGAGUGGAGAGAAGACGUUCCCAGAUCAGUCAGUGGCUUCAUGGAGUUAUGUACCUCUGAUCCGCCGCCAUGGAUUGCAAUCCGCGAUCACUCUUUUUCAUUUUACUUCUUUUAUUGUCCUGCGUUACUCCUGCGUUUCCCGUCAUCUACCCUCCGAAUGAAGUCAACCUGUUAGACUCUAAAGCGAGCCAAGGGGAGUUAGGAUGGAUUUCCUACCCGUCGCAUGGGUGGAGGGAAAAUUGGGAGGAGAUCAGUGGGGUGGAUGAGCACUACACUCCCAUCAGGACCUUCCAGGUCUGCAAUGUGAUGGAAUACAGCCAGAACAACUGGCUCCGCACCAACUGGAUCCCUCGCCAGUCCGCUCAGAAGAUCUACGUGGAGCUAAAGUUCACCCUGAGGGACUGCAACUCCAUCCCGCUGGUGCUGGGCACCUGCAAGGAGACUUUCAACCUCCUGUACCUGGAGACAGACGACGACCAGGGCAGCCACUUUCGAGAGCACCAGUUCUCCAAGAUCGACACCAUCGCCGCCGACGAGAGUUUUACCCAAACGGACCUGGGAGACCGUAUCCUCAAGCUCAACACUGAGGUACGCGAGGUGGGCCCUCUGACCAAGAAGGGCUUCUACUUGGCGUUCCAGGAUGUGGGUGCUUGCGUAGCUUUAGUCUCGGUGAGGGUUUACUUUAAAAAGUGCCCGUACACUGUGAGGAACCUGGCCACCUUCCCGGACACGGUGCCCAUGGACUCCCACUCGCUGGUGGAGGUCAAAGGCUUGUGUGUCAACCACUCCAAAGAGGAAGAGCCCCCGCGAAUGUACUGCAGCACGGAGGGGGAGUGGCUCGUACCGAUCGGGAAGUGUCUGUGUAACCCAGGAUAUGAAGAGAGGAGCAAUACCUGCCAAAUGUGCAGGGCAGGCUUCUACAAAUCUGCCCUCGGGAACCUGGAGUGUUCGAAGUGUCCACCUCACAGCUUCUCGCACCACGAGGGUUCGCUGCACUGUGGCUGUGAGAAGAACUUCUUCCGGGCGGAGGGAGACCCCGCGUCCAUGGCCUGCACCAGACCGCCUUCAGCCCCCAGAAAUGUGAUCUCCUCCAUCAACGAGACCUCCGUGAUCCUGGACUGGAGCUGGCCCGAGGACACCGGAGGACGCCGGGACGUCACCUUCACCGUCCUCUGCAAACGCUGCCGCGGCGUCACCGCCAACGGCAGCAACAGCGGCACCCAGCGCUGCGAGCCCUGCCGGAGCAACGUCCGCUUCCUGCCCCGAGCCGCGGGCCUCCACAACACCACGGUGACGGUGGGCGACCUGCUGGCCCACACCAACUACACCUUUGAGAUCGAGGCCCUGAACGGCGUCUCCGCACUGGCUCCCAAAAUGAGGCAGUACGCCGCCGUGACCAUCACCACCAACCAAGCCGCUCCCUCUCCGGUGACCGUAAUCAGGAAGGAGAAGACGUCUCGGAACAGCGUCUCACUCUCCUGGCAGGAGCCAGAAAGACCCAACGGCAUCAUCCUCGACUACGAGAUCAAAUACUACGAAAAGGAAGAGCAGGAGACCAGCUACACCAUCCUCCGGGCUCGAGGCUGUAACGUGACCCUGAAUGGUCUGAAGUCCAACACUGCCUACCUGCUGCAGAUCAGAGCUCGUACUGCGGCUGGUUAUGGCGCCAGCAGCCCCACCUUCCAGUUUGAGACCAGCCCUGACUCAGCGUUCUCGAUCUCCAGUGAGAGCAGCCAGGUUGUCCUGAUCGCCAUCUCAGCCGCGGUGGCCAUCAUCCUGCUCACCGUGCUGCUCUACGUCCUCAUCGGCAGGUUUUGUUGCCGCAGCAAAUCCAAACAUCCUGAUGAGAAAAGGCUCCACUUUGGAAACGGCCACUUGCGUUUACCGGGCAUCAGGACCUACGUGGACCCCCACACGUACGAGGACCCCAGCCAGGCGGUGCACGAAUUCGCCAAGGAGCUGGACGCCUCCUGCAUCGCCAUUGAUAAAGUCGUAGGAGCAGGUGAGUUUGGAGAGGUGUGCAGCGGCCGACUGAAGCUGCCCAGCAAAAAGGAGAUUUGCGUGGCCAUCAAGACUCUCAAAGGAGGAUACACAGACAAGCAGAGGCGAGACUUCCUCGCCGAGGCGUCGAUCAUGGGACAGUUUGAUCACCCCAACAUCAUCCGGCUGGAAGGCGUGGUCACGCGCAGUAAGCCUGUCAUGAUUGUCACUGAAUACAUGGAGAACGGGUCCCUCGACAGCUUCUUAAGAAAGCAUGAUGCCCAGUUCACGGGAAUCCAGCUGGUCGGCAUGCUGCGCGGCAUCGCCUCGGGGAUGAAGUACCUCUCCGACAUGGGCUACGUUCACCGAGACCUGGCCGCGAGAAACAUCCUGGUCAACAGCAAUCUGGUGUGCAAAGUGUCAGACUUUGGUUUGUCCCGAGUCCUGGAGGACGACCCGGAGGCUGCUUACACCACCAGGGGAGGUAAAAUCCCCAUUCGGUGGACGGCUCCAGAGGCCAUCGCCUACAGGAAGUUCACCUCAGCCAGCGACGCUUGGAGUUACGGCAUCGUGCUGUGGGAGGUCAUGUCCUACGGGGAACGGCCCUACUGGGAGAUGUCCAAUCAGGAUGUAAUAAAAGCUGUGGACGAGGGCUACCGCCUGCCGCCGCCCAUGGACUGUCCUGCCACGCUCUACCAGCUGAUGCUGGACUGCUGGCAGAAAGAGAGGAACAACCGGCCCAAGUUUGAACAGAUAGUCAGCAUCCUGGAUAAACUCAUACGCAACCCCGGCAGCCUCAAAAUUACGGCGAACACCACUUCCAGGCCUGCUAAUUUGUUGCUGGACAGGAGCAGCUCGGAGGUGCCCUCCAUGGGGACAAUGGGUGACUGGAUGGAUGGAAUGAGGACUUUGCCCUGCAAAGAGGCCUUCUCCGGGGUCAGCUACAGCUCCUGCGACACCUUGGCCAAGACUUCCACUGAUAGAGUGGUGCUGACGGAGGUCCACGUCACGCCAGCCUCCUGCCCGGAGUGGGAGCCGUCCAUGGGGAUCACCACUCUCUAACCUCCGCUUCUCUCCACCUCCCUCAGACUGUGGAUGGGAUCUGAAAAAGGUUGGAGUGACUAUUGUAGGACCGCAGAAGAAGAUAGUGAGCAGCCUGAAAGCUCUAGACUCCCACACUAAGAAUGGCCCGGUACCUGUUUAAAAAGACAAAACCAGCAAAGUGAAAAACCACCAGAGACCCAUCUGUUGGUCCACGUUGACUGUGGUUGCUAAUCGCAGUCUGACACAGCGGCUGCACACCCAGACUGGAAAUGGGGGGGAGGGGAGGGAAACAUGAUACGAUUCAAAUUAUGUCUUUCUUUGAUUGGUUGAGAGACAUUCGGAGACAGAAAUGGAAAAGCUCUGAGAUCAGGUGGAGAUCAGCCUGUCUGGCUCAGCCCUCUGCCCCUCCGUGCCCGUGUUGAGAUGCCUUACAGACUAGUGGAGGGGUGCAGAGCAACGGAAAGACAUGGAGGUCGGAGGAACGACGACUGUGACCGUACUGGGGAAAAGUACAGGGCGAAGACUGGACUAACGUAACGCUGGAGCUCUCCGUGAUUGUGGUUUGGCCGCGCGACGCCAGACUAUCAAAGCAGAGAAACGGCCGAGAUGCCUUGCUGGCGCGAGGAGGAGCAACCAGAUGUGGACCCCCUCCCGGAGUUACAAAACCUGAGGUGUGAGGUUUUGUUUGCAACUACCUACAUUCACAGUCUCGGUCCAAGAGAGAGCUGAGCUGGUACGGACACACCGAGAUGCUAACCGAGCCAUUUUCCUCUUUAGCUCUAACCUAUAGCAUUUGCAUUCUGUGGACAUGUCACAUUAAAGCAAUAAUAACGAAAUCAGUCUCAUUACAUGGAAGCCAUGAGUCAAGUCACCUGCAUUACGCAUUGAAUGCUGCGCUUGGAAGUUACCGGGGCCAUAACGCGUUUCCCACACCCAGUUUUCUUUUCAGUGACAUCAAUGUUUUAUGUGCUUAUGAGCAGAUAUUGUACAGUUGUCGUGCAGAUUCCUCUGUGACCCAUUGCCCUUUGUGCAAAAUCUCAGGAUGUAUGCUUUGUUCUGCGGUCUCUAACGAGGGGAGACCAAGUGAACGGAGCGGAGACAGAACCUGAGAGUCCAGGCUGAGAAAGAUGUGCAUGGAAAGAGUGAAACUGCAAAAGAGGGCAAAAAGAACUUGAAUGGGAUGAAACAGUGUUAGCCCUCGCAUUUAAACGUGUGGCAGAAGUGCUUGAACGUGGAGUUUUAACUUCAUCUUCUCUGGUUGGAAAAACAAGUUUGCAUCACCAACGUCCCACAAAAAAAAGUGUCAAUAUCUGUUUGAAGUGAAGGAUUUUUUUUGUGUGUGUGUGUGUGUCAGAUCAGUAUUUUGCUGCCAGUCUGAAAACGUAUUGUCCAGUUGCUUAGGUUUGAAUCCAUAACUUAUUAACAACAACCAUGUGGGAUCUGUCUUCUAUUUUCUGAUUGGACGUUUAGUUUGAAGUUCAGUUGAAUCUAAUCCAUAAAUUGUUGAAUACAAAAAGCGGAGUGCCUCUAAUAGUCAGGCUGGAUCACGUCGGACCCCUGAAGCAAAAAGAUCCAGUUUACAAGUUUGCGUUUUGAGAAAGUUGUGUUUUUCUGUUUCUGUUUGUUCGUGUGUUUACCUUUCCUCUUGGGAUUGAUCAACAAUUGCCUAAACUAACUAAGUGUGAAAAUGCUCUGACUGAAUUGCAACAGUUGCGAUACAUGAUUGCUUUCUGCGGUAGUAUCCUAACACGCCAUGCGUCAAGGACGGGAUUUCCUAAAGGCACCCUCGAAGGUCUUUGGAACAAGGAAGUACAUUUCUUGCAGACGCCCGUCUCUUGCUUUGAUGUCUCCCAGCCAGUCCCUGAGUGCAACACAGACCCAGUAUUUCUCAACUGGCACUUUGGUACUUUGUGCUAUCGGAGGGGCAACGAUCCGCCCCGGAGGUGCUGUUGUAAAGCCUCUUCUAGCACUUAUAGUACACAGUAUUGGAGCACUUUUAAUGGAAAUGUUAUUGCCUUGGCUGUAGACUAAAUGUAUUUAACGGACAGGGGUGAAUUUGGUGCUUUUGGGAAACCCAGCCCAGUUCAGUCUGUCAGUGCUGUUUUCUGUUUCUCGGUCGACCUGUGGAUGCUGCUGUUGCUGCUAUGUGUUCAGAUUAGCAUGUACAUAAUGUAAACCAUCAUAAUGAUAGCAACUAGCACUACAGAUAUCACUACAUGUACAUGGCCAUCCUCCCCCUUUUUUUUUGUACAAAUGUUUGUAUGUAUAAAAAGACAAAAUAAAAAUUGUGCAACAUUUUUGAUUAAAAAAAUGGAG
Messenger RNA from Salarias fasciatus (jewelled blenny), 5342 nucleotides. It is a transcript of the gene epha3, whose product is annotated as eph receptor A3. Bases 72 to 3044 code for a protein of 990 amino acids. Gene Ontology annotation, molecular function: protein binding; ATP binding; transmembrane-ephrin receptor activity. Lineage: Eukaryota; Metazoa; Chordata; Actinopteri; Blenniiformes; Blenniidae. Gene Ontology annotation, cellular component: dendrite; plasma membrane. Gene Ontology annotation, biological process: protein phosphorylation; ephrin receptor signaling pathway; axon guidance. The record is from RefSeq and is a predicted model, not a curated record. The transcript is spliced from 19 exons.